This is a messenger RNA of Entrophospora candida, 1683 nucleotides long. NCBI's taxonomy places the organism in Eukaryota, Fungi, Glomeromycota, Glomeromycetes, Entrophosporales, Entrophosporaceae. The record is from the annotation of a GenBank genome assembly.
AUGACUGAAAGUGAGGCAUCGACUCCAAUUACACCAACUACAAUAAAUGCUACAACUACGCCAACUACGCCAACCACGCCAAUUGCAAGCAUGCCAAGAAGUGAUCUGGUAACUAAUGCAACAACAACUAAUCAUAACAACAAUAAUCUAAAAAGCAUUAACAAGACGGCCAAUUGUUCUCGUUGUGCUAGGAUUAUACCUUUUCUAGCAAAUCUACAUAAAGAAUGCUCGGAACAGCGUGAAAAAUUGGAAGUUGCAGAUAAACAAAUCAUAGAAGGAACCGCGAAAGCUGAAGAACAAACUAGUUAUAUUAACAAAUUAAAUAAAACAAUUGAAGAAUUAGAAGAUCAAAUUGAUCUAAAAACUGACCGACACAAUGAUCUGGAAAGGAAAAUGGAAGCUUUAAAACAAGAUAUGGAAAUUUUAAAUGAGAAAUAUGUUGACGAGAUUGAUAAAGUGGCAGAAUUACAACAUUCAAAAGACAUUGUUGAGGGGGAAGUUGAAGAAUUGACCAAGGCUUUGUUUGAGAAAGCUAAUGAUAUGGUAGCUGUUAUAGGUAAAGACAAGCAUAAAUUAGAGGUGCAACAUAAAUUAUUAGAAAAACAAUUAGCAGAAACUCAAGAACGUUUAGCUGCAGAAAGUUCACAAUUAAAUGAAUUAAGGGAAAAACUAGAACAAACAAUGCAACACCAACAACAAUCACAACCUGAAAGUAAACGUUCAAGUUCAAGUGACCCAUCGUUCAGAGCAAGUAUUGAUUUUGCUGAAUUGUUUGGAUUACGUGAACGAGCACCAGAAGCUGCAGCAACCUUACCUAAUCCUACAGGUGAAGAUGGAAUAGGUAUCGAUAAUGAAUUAUUAUUGGAAUUCAAAGAGUUUGUCAGUCAGAGUAAUUCAAUAAGAUUACAGAAAAUACACACUAUAUUAUUUAUGAGACAUUGUUUGGAAGAUGAUGUUGAUCCUUGUAUGAGAUUUGGUAGUAAUUCCAGGGUUUCGUCGCGUAGAAUAGUCGAUGCAAUAGUUUCAAACACUUGUUUUAUUGAGGAGGCACCACAAGGUUCGGAGAAAGAACAAUAUCUAAUCACUAAUCCUUCUCCCAUACGUAAUUCAGCAUCAAAACAGUUGUUAUGGGAAAGACUCUCUGGUAAUAAUUCCAAGACUACAGGAUGUCAGUGUUGUGGUAGAUCAGGUCCUUUACAGUUUCAAUUUAGAAUAACAAAUUCUGAUGACUGGUCAUUGAUUGAUCGAUAUUGUCGUGAUAGAUUAGUGGCAGUUUGUGAAUUUUAUGUGUUUAUACGUAAUAUUAGACAAGGGUUAUAUAUUAAUAGAACAAUAGAGGAUCUUUAUUCUGAAUGUUUAAGGCUAAGACUUCAAAUGUUUUAUGCAAGACUAGGAGCUUUACCAUCUAUGCUCAACACUCUUGGAAUUAAAAGUAAUGAAUUGGCUUCUGCUAAAAGACCAAAUUAUUCAGAAUCUGUAAUCCCAAACACAACUACCACAGCUACCAAAAUGCCAAUGACUAGUAGUUCACUAACAACAGAAAUGUCGGAGUCAUCUAGUAUGAAUACAUUAACUACACCAGCACCAGCAACAACAAUAUCACAAGCGAGAAAAAUAUCAUCGUCGUCAUCCUUAAUAUCUGAUAAUAACAAUCAAUCUUCUCCGCUUUCACUUUCUAAUUGA